Molecule: messenger RNA, 1690 nt
Organism: Bactrocera neohumeralis
Lineage: Eukaryota; Metazoa; Arthropoda; Insecta; Diptera; Tephritidae
Gene: Miga
Product: mitoguardin
Exons: 4
Coding region: 20-1597 (525 amino acids)
Biological process (GO): mitochondrial fusion
Source: RefSeq, a predicted model, not a curated record
UAUAAGACGCUCAAACAAAAUGCAGGGCUUAAUUCCAAAAUGGUCAAACAUUCGCGUGCUUCCCUUCCGUAUGACUACCUCGCAAAAGGUUGUUUUCUUCUCGCUAACGGCGGGCGUAGCCUUACUUGGUGUGCUCGCACGCUUUCUACGGCGUAGAAAACCACCGCGUCCGCCUCGUCGUACGCGCAAAUAUACCGGACGACGCACACGAAACAGUAUGCGCAGCCCUAACGAUAUGAUAUCUAUAGCCGGUUCCAAGGCAUCUGCACGUUCCGGCAGUCCACCCGGUUCAACGGUCGCCUAUUCGGACCGUAUGUCACUUGCGUCUGGAUCCAUAGGUGCUGGAGCACUAGUAUCUACUACGCAAAGCCAGACAGGUGCCAUAGUUGUACACUUAACCGCACAACAAUUAGGUGUAAUGGGCAUGGAGGCUUUGGAUACAGUUAUAAAUUAUUGGGAAGAUGCUUUAGCUGCGCAUAAUUCACCCGGUGGCGUGCCGGCAUUACUUACCACUGCUGAAGAGUCUGAAUUUUGUCGUGAAAUACAAAAUUUACUUGACAUGGCCUACACGUUGCAGGAACAAAGUGAAUUGCUGUUCUUAGAUCAGCGUUCCGUGCUAUUUCGGGACGAACCGUCUAUAGAUGAGCUGGAAGAAGAUGGUCAUGCGCUAGAUGAUGGCAUAGAGGACGACAAACGUUCGCACAGAUCGAUUAUGAGCCGCACCGGUUCCGAUCCAAAUUUCGAUUCGGCUGAAAGUUUUGCUUCGGCUUUAGACCAAGUAGCCGAUAUGCGCGAUUUUGAGGAAUUUGUAGACACAUCGUAUGAUCAAUAUCCAUUAUACAAUGCAGCGUUGAAACAUCAUGACGAAACGCCUAUACCUUACCGCACUAUACGCGCUGAUCUGGUGAACUGUUCCAGUGACACGGAAUAUUUGGUGAAGUUGCACUGCGUGCGUUUAGCAUUUCAAUACUUGUUCAAGGAUCCAGCAAUUGGUCAAUGGGUCUGCGACACAGGACGUCAAAUACUUACCGACCUACUUUGCCUGGGCGAUAAGGACACUAAGGAAUUUCUCGUUGGUUACGAGGAUAUGGUGAACUAUUUGCAAAAUCCGAGUAAUUGGGAUGAGAUACAAAAAGAACUGGAGGCGCGCAACGUCAAAGCGAUGACUUUUUACGACAUUUGCCUGGACUUCAUUGUAUUGGACUCGUUUAGAGAUCUAGAUGCGCCACCCGCCAGUGUAACGGCGGUCGUACAAAAUCGUUUUCUCUCCAAUGGAUUCAAAGAAAUGGCACUCAGCACAGCAGUUUGGUCGGUGCUAAAGGCCAAAAAACAUGGACUCAAAUAUACUAACGGAUUUAUGGCUCACUUUUAUGUUAUCUCCGAGCAAUUAUCACCACUCAUGGCCUGGGGUUUCUUCGGACCCGAUGAAAAUUUGCGCGACAUUUGCCAUUACUUCCGCGAUCAAAUGCUGGGCUUUCUAGCGGAUAUAUUUAGCUUUCAAGCCAGCCGCUAUACAACUGUCGAAGAGUUUGCCGAAGAUAUACUGCAACACAUGAAGACGCGUGUCAAUAAUAUUGGUGUGAAGUUUAGUCAAUAGUUGCAUAACAAAAGUUAAAAAUUGACGAUUUACAAAAUAAAUUUAGGAAAACUAAAUCAAAUAGAUUUGAAAGGAUUUAGAAGUAAUUUCAAA